Saprolegnia parasitica CBS 223.65 is the source of this 1086-nucleotide messenger RNA. RefSeq lists its product as hypothetical. The transcript has a single exon. Bases 1 to 1086 code for a protein of 361 amino acids. The record is from RefSeq and is a predicted model, not a curated record. NCBI's taxonomy places the organism in Eukaryota, Oomycota, Saprolegniomycetes, Saprolegniales, Saprolegniaceae.
AUGAAGUGCAUCUACCUGCUCCCUCUGCUCGCCGCCUCGUCGCACGCCUUUGUCGACUGCACGAGGGAUGUCCUCACCGCCUUGUACACUUGCGCCGACGCGCUCCAGCCGCACAGCGACCACUACGUCAACUCGGUGCCUCGCAUCGGGUCCCCCGGUGUCCACAACGCCAUUUGCUACGGCGACUACCCGACGUGCAAUGAUCUCCAGCGGCUCGUCGGGACGCCGGCCGCCAACUGCGACGUCUCGCUCGCCAAGGGCUACUACGUCAACAUUGGCCGGGACCUGCUUUCGCCGUGCGCGAGCCCGAUGCCGCCGCGCACCAAGGACGUCGAGCUUUGCACGGGCACGGGCCUGACGCUGUCCGAGUACAGCAGCAAGCUCUACACGGAUGUGCACCGGGGCAACGACAACGAACAUUUCUUGUACAACAACACGGACCGCACGCUCCGCGCCAAGAGCAACGGCCAGUGCGUCGAGGCCAUCAUGACGCCGUGGCCGGGUGCUGUGCACACCGUGCCCUGCAACGGCAACAGCGAGAUGCAGCAGUGGACCAUCGAGAAGGAGCGCGUCUCGGCGCUGCGCGGGGGGUUGUGCCUGAAGGCCGAGCCGGCGAGCCGCGGUGCCGUCGUCGGCCUCACUUCGUGCAACUUUGGCGGGCAGUCGCCGGCGUAUUUCGUCGAGUGCGCAGCCGCCAAGCCGACGUACGUGACGGUCACGUCGCAGGGCAAGCGCCUGAGCGAGUACUACUCGAACCUCUUUGCCAACGCGCCCGCCAACAACUUCAACGAGCUCUUUGUUUGGGACCAACCCAACAAGAUGUUCAAGGUCGCCAGCAACAACCAGUGCUUGGACGCCUUCAAGGACGCCAACGGCAAGGUCCAGGUGCACACGUGGGCCUGCGACGUCAACAACGGCAACCAAAAGUGGAACUUCAACCCGACCACCAAGACGCUGGAGCACGCGACGCACACUGGCCAGUGCCUCGACGCCGACCCGACGUACGCCGAUCGCCACGCGCAGAUGUGGGCAUGCACCCCCAACAACGCCAACCAGCAGUGGUCCAUCGACACCUUUACGGCCUAA